Mixia osmundae IAM 14324 is the source of this 1129-nucleotide messenger RNA. RefSeq lists its product as uncharacterized. NCBI's taxonomy places the organism in Eukaryota, Fungi, Basidiomycota, Mixiomycetes, Mixiales, Mixiaceae. The coding region runs from base 41 to 1129 and encodes 362 amino acids. The record is from RefSeq and is a predicted model, not a curated record. Gene Ontology annotation, molecular function: protein binding. The transcript is spliced from 6 exons.
CAUAAAAUGCUAAUGACCCGUUUGAGCGCUUGAACGUUACAUGAGCCUUGCAGGGCCGGUGCCUCAGCCAGUCUUUGUCCUGCGUUCCCAUGCUAGCCAAGUCAACUGUUUGCAAUUCUCAGCGAGCGGCGAGGAGCUAGUCUCAGGCGACUUGAAAGGCCAUGUAGCGCUAUACGAUCUUGCAAGCUUCCGCCCGACUUUGUUAUGGAAGGCACACUCCGAUUCGGUCCUGCAGGCGCAGCUCUGGAACAAGACGAUCAUCAGCCAAGGCAGAGAUAAUGAACUGAAGCUGUGGCAAGUACCCGAGAAGCCAAAGACGCUGUCACGAGCUGCGGCGUUGCAGGUGCCAUCUAUAGCUUCACCGUCGACUGUCGAGCUCAUGGGCAGCACGGGCAUCAAUGCACUCGGGUUCUGCAAGUUCUCACUUUUGGCUGUCUCGCAAGCGGAAGCCCUCGUAGCGUUGCCGUCGAUACUACAAGAAGACCAAGUGGACAUCUUUCACCUGCCGAGUCUCACGCGAGUGCAUCGCUCUGUUGCGGCAGAUGCAUUCGUCACGACUGAUCGUGUCGCAGGCAUGGUCAUGGCGCUGCAGCUCUUUCUCGACGCGCAGAGCCGACUGUCGGUGCUCAUUGCAUGGGAAGAUGGUCGCGUCGCGCUAUUUGGCUUGCUGCAGACGAGCGACUGGUCGCAGCCGCGCAGAGAUGCAAGCGAGGGCUGGGAGCUCGUCUGGUGGCAGAAGCAACACAAGGAGCCCAUCAUGUCAUUAGCGCUCGCGGCGGAUCACUCCGUAGCUUGGACUGUCGCUGCGGAUCACCUCGUGAUUGCCUACGACCUCACUCAGGGGGGCAAGACGACGCGACAUGCGACUGAUACUCCAGGUAAAGCUUGCAUUGUCGCUCGAGACGAUCAGAAGAUCCUCGCUAUAGCUGGCUGGGAUGGCCUGGUUCGAAUCCGUUCGAUCAAGACAUUCAAGCCCCUUGCGAUCUUGAGCUUCCAUCGUGACACCGUCAAUGCAGUCGCUUUCGCGCCGGUCAUGCAGCCGAAGCAGACUGGCAAGCCCGCGCGAGCCUGGGUAGCUGCGGGCAGUAUCGACAUGCGGAUCAGCCUUUGGGAGAUUUACCCCUCUUGA